AUGAGCCCUGCAAUGGUUCUGCAAAGCUACCGAGUGACGGCGACGGACGGCUCGGCCCCUCUGGGCCAGACCGCCGUGCUCACGUGCCACGUGCCCGACCACGUGCGCGUCACCGUGCGCGUCAUCUCGUGGGGCGUCCAGGGCCGUGUCAACGUCUACCCUACUCUGCUCGGAGACGACAAAUACCACAUGGUGCCGUCCGGGGAGCUGCUGGUGCGUGACGUCACCAGUGAUGACGUCACCGACCGAUUCCUGUGUCGCACGGUGCAUCUGCUGACGGACCAGCACGUCACCAGCGAGCCGUCAGCCAGGGUCGUCAUCCGAGAGCGGACGCCGUCACCAGGAGGCAGCCUUCCAGUGAUCGUGGCCUCGUCUUCGGCUCUGCACGUGCGGGCGGGAGACGACGCUGUCCUCUUCUGUGUGGCCCAGUCAGACGAACGCACUCCGCCCCGAGUCAGCUGGACUCGAGACGUGACCGGUCGGCCGGAGCCAGUGCCUGCGCCGGUGACCGGUCAUGGUGACGUCACAGCCUCAGGUCACGUGCUCGCAAUCCGUUCAGCAAGGCCGCGUCAUGCCGGCUGGUAUCACUGCAGGGCGGACGGUGGCAACGGUCACGUGACUGAAAAACUACGGCUCCAUGUGCAG
This is a messenger RNA of Amphibalanus amphitrite, 645 nucleotides long. RefSeq names its product Down syndrome cell adhesion molecule-like protein Dscam2. The transcript has 5 exons. The annotation marks the transcript as partial. Gene Ontology annotation, cellular component: plasma membrane; axon. Gene Ontology annotation, biological process: cell-cell adhesion; axon guidance. The record is from RefSeq and is a predicted model, not a curated record. Lineage: Eukaryota; Metazoa; Arthropoda; Thecostraca; Balanomorpha; Balanidae.